GGAGUGGGUCUCCUGCCCAAAAUGCUCGCAUCUUGGGGCGUUUUCUUCAGUGCGCCUUUGAUCCCUCUCCAAAACCUCGCCUCCAUCGCCUCGUGCGCGUGACCGGUGGCCGGCGCCCCAUGGAGACGUCCGGCGACGGGCCCGGAUGUGCUGGAGCCUGGAGGUCACCCUUGCCUUCGCGGCCGCCGAGACCCUGGCACUGCUGGCGUUGGUGGGGCGCGCGCGGCGCUAUGAUAGGGCCAAUGCUUUCCUGAUUUUGCCCCUGGUGUUGCAGGAGUGGCUGCAGGUGAUUUUGUGGAUGCAUAUCGGCGAGACGGCGACGGAGUGUGAUGGCACCAACCAGGCUGCCUCCGCGUGGGUGGCCUAUGUGGUCUGCGCGGUGCCCGCAUGGAUCAGCCUGCAGCCUUUGCUAGGUGCUCCGCAUGAGCUUUCGGAUGAGCACCGGCAGAUGUGCCGCAGCUUUGUUGCCAUGGCCAUUCUUUGUGGGCUGUGCGGUGCGCUGGUGCAGUUGCUGGGAAGCAGCUUCAGGUGGAUGAGCUCGGUCUGCACCUAUGUGGGGCCCUGGCAUCAUCAGAUUUGGCCAGUCAUGAACAUCCAAUACAACAUCUUCCCCGGCUUUCUGGGCUCUUUGAUCGGGAAGGUCUUGUCUGCUGGGAACCUGCUGCUCUAUAUGAUCUGCAGCAUAGGGGGCUUCUUGGCGCAUCGGCCCUCCUACGUGCUGCCGGCCUUGGCGAUGGUGGGCCUCAGCGCGGAGCUGUUGAUCUUGGUUCUGGGGCCUGAGUGGGGCUCUUUCUGGUGCUUCCAAGCCUCUGGCCUCUCCUUUGUUGCCCUAUUGGAGCCCUGGCUCUUUGAGUCCUUGGGUGAGCCGAACCUCAUGCAGGCCUCGUUCGCGGCUCCGAGGGAGGCGAGAGACGGCGAGAUGGCGGCGACGGCGCUGGGGAAGGAGGAAGAGGAAGACUCUCUGGUGUAGGCGGGGAGACAGUUGAAUGGUUGAUGGUUCUUGGUGUUUUCGUUAUUUUCAGACUCUGGACUUUGGACUUUGGAAUUUUGGUGAAGAACUUCCAAGUCACGGACACACCAGAUCUGCAUCAAACGACUUUUUUGAAGCCGGAGGCCACGCGCGUCGAAAUUUUCACUCCAGAUCUACAGGGCUUCCGAAAGGACUUUCUGUGUUUGGGAUGUCUUUGAGGCAUUGGGUGCUUUGCCAAACGUGUGAAGGUAUGGGAAGGUAGCUGCAGGUUGGUGAAGGCAUUGCAUCAAGUGUGCUCCCUUUGGCUUCAUGCUCUUCAGGGAUGGAAGCUCCCGGUCGUUGCGGUGUGAGUCAACCGCUGGCUCCGUGCCGCCGACAUCACCACAUUACACCUUACGUCCGACCGCCGACGUCGGAAUCAAUUCACCACUCUACAGCCUCGCAAGUCGCACCAGAUUGCACAGGAAAAAAAGCACAAGAGUAAAAGAACAACAGAUCACCUCAAAGCAAUGAUAAUCAGAGAUCACGAAAUCACGCGCAUGUCGCCCCACAGACUCUUUCACCUUGCACAAACGGAUCCACGAUCCGCCACCAAAUCUCCAACCACGCAGCAUGCAUCAGCUAGCAGGAGUUGCUCGGAGACAAACAAAGCAAGUUUUUGGCUACCGAAUCGGAUACGGUGGGGGAUCCCUCCAAGCUGUGGCUCCCUGUCGGAGAACUAAUUGGUCCAGUUCACUCCGGUCGCCGUAAAACACAACGUCCUCGCGACGACGUUCCGUGCGUCUGUGUUCGUCGAUCAAAGGAGCAAAGUAGACCUGCACAGUGCAGGAGAUAGGAGAUAGGGGCCCAAGUCGAAGCGGAUACAUUUAACCUCGGCUUUCUUGUGUCCUUCCCCAAAGAACGACAUGCGUUCUUUGUUCUUCUUUCACUCCUUUCUCCCCUGGCCAUGCUAGUUUUCGCUACCAAACCCCCGUCCUCAAAUAUUCUUUGGAACUCGACCACAUUCCUUGAGGUUGUUGCGUGACAUCGCCACUGGAGCCCACGGACAGAUUCAGUGCUCAGAACAGUGGCUCCUUCAACUCCACUGGAUUCGUCACAAAUUCGUCACGCCACACUCGUGGAGCAAGGCCUAUCCAACCUUUGAGCAGAAUGUCCUGACCUGCCACUGCUAUGGCUAUGG
Molecule: messenger RNA, 2150 nt
Organism: Durusdinium trenchii
Lineage: Eukaryota; Dinophyceae; Suessiales; Symbiodiniaceae
Source: the annotation of a GenBank genome assembly